UUUCGCUGCUCCCGGUCGGACCAUGUGGAAGACGACUCUCGUUUUGUACCAGCUCUUCGCUCUGAGUCCGCCGCUCCGGGCUCAGGAUGACAUCGACGCCGGCGUCAUCACUCCCCAGGACUGCGGUCUGGACUGUGUGCGACAGGGGGGACCUGGGUGUGAAUACUGCAGAAUAACCAGAGCUGAUGUAAAGACGGCUCUGGGUUUGAACUCUGGGUUUGGAAGUUGCAUUCCUUGGCCGUGUUUCGAGUUGCUUGGAAAAGAAGACCGAGGACUCUGUCAGCACUACGUCCAAGCGCCGAAUGACGUCACGGUCGAGUUUGUAAAUGAGCUCGAGCCAAAAUCGGACACUGCUGUUGUCUCCUGGAAGCCCAGCUACUACGGGAUCGCCUUCCUGCGAGGCUUUCAGGUGUCCCUUCAGGCUCUGGGAGGGUCCGGUGUUGCCUGUCAGCUCUUUCUCUUCCACCGAAACCUCUCCCUCCCGGCAUCACAUGCUCAAAGGGUGUACAAGUCGGACCCUUUCCCCGGCCUCUCCCUUGGGUCCGAGUAUGCUGUUACCGUCAUGGCUCUGCCAGUGCCUGAGGAGUGGGAGAAGUUCUACAGCAGCAAGAUCUUCUCCACCCGCUCGUGUGCCGAGAAGAAUGGUCUUGAACAGUGCAAAAAGGACUGGUACCCCAAACAUAUCGAGGUCCAGCAGGAAGGGGCCGCCAUCAAUGUGACCUUUAACCUGGCUCCCCCGAACCUGGACAUCAGAGGCUACUUUUCCCUGUGUUACGCCAACGGCAUGAAGAAAUACACAGGCAUCACACCUAAUUCCAUCAAAAACAAAACUCACCACAGCUAUCAGAUGAAUGACCUCGAAGGAGGAACCAAUUACACCUGCGAGAUUGCAGCGGACGAAGUGGAUGCAGUGAGGAAAACAUUCAAUGUUCGGGUCUUGCAAAUUCAAAAAGGAGGUUCCACGCCACUCUCGGUCACUCCCUCCUUGGCUCUGAUUCUUCCACUAUGCCUGACUGGGGUAGCCAUAUUUGUAGUCUUAUUGGCCGCUCUCACCAGGUGGCGGCCCAAGCUCCGGAUGAAGAAACUUGACAUCAAACCAGAGGUUAUCAACCAACAUCAGGAGAGCGGGACUCAGGAGGAAGUGACGUCAUUACCCAGAAAGGGGCUGGCCCCUAAGCGUCUUCUGAUUUGCUACAGCAGCUACGAUGGCCCGGCACACGUCAAAGCCGUCAUGCAGCUGGGGGGCUUCAUACAACAGCACAUGGCCACUCAGGUGUGCAUGGACCUUUGGGACUCUCUGAGCGUGGCUGAGGAGGGAAGCAUGGCCUGGCACUGCCGGCAGAUCCGGGAGAGCGACUUCAUCUUGGUGAUCUGCUCUCGGGGCCUCAACCACAGGCCGAAGCCUCCAAAUGGUGAAGACAGAGGCGCCGAAGACGAGCAGGCAGACGGAGGGCUUCACUUCAGGUCCAACGCCUUCAGCUCCGACGCAGCCGUCCAGCUUAUCGGCGAGGAGGUGGGCCGAGCCAAAGCCUGGGGCCAGGACCUGUCCAAGUACAUGGCGGCCAUUUUUGAUUACUCCGAUGAAGAGGACAUCCCCACUGAGCUGAGGCUGGUGUCUCACUACACUCUUACCAGGGACUUGCAACUGCUCUUCUCGCACCUCCAUACAGUGGCUCUGCACGGGCCGGGGCACUACCUGAAAAUCCACCAUAUCUCAAAGGAAGGGUAUACCGAGUUGCCAGCCGGAGCAGCUCUCCAGUGGGCCGUCAGUCAGGCUCGGAUGGCAAUGGAGGCAAAGAGGCAUCACUCUGUGGUCGGGCUGGGUGUCAUUUAGAAAAUGAAGACUCCUGUACCAAUAUACCCUUAAAGUGGUGCCCUUAGCAAGAAUAAAUCGAAAAGAACUUGCUGUGAUUGUCUGUGAACAAAACCGUACAAAUAGUCUCUUUUUUUCUAGAUCCGGUGCACAAAAAGAAUGGCUUGCAGGUGUGGGUGGACGAGAGAAGUUGCGAUACUACUCGGUACUGGGUUAUUUCGGUCAGCACUGAUACCCUGCCCUACUCUGCGGAGGGACUAAGCGUGAAAAAAAAGGAACCCAUUCACCGUUAAUGAGAGGCGGUUCUCCACCGAGUGGAGGAGAAAGUUCACAUGCCACAUGUGUGCUGGAAGGAUUUGUAAAAAAAAAAAGAAUGUCCAGUUAUGUGUGUAAUGGUAAAUUAAGCAAUGCACUUUUUCCUCUUUGUUUUCUCACUAUGUCAUGUAAAAAUAAGUAUAUUUGUAAUAUAAGCAUUGUACAUAUAUUCACUAUAUUUACUACUAUUAACUAUCUCAUACUCCAGUUAUUGAAGUUCUUCUGUGAGAAUGUUUGCCUUGAAGUAACAUUGAUUAAUACGUGCAUAUUUAAAGUCUCGCCUAUGCAUGUGCUCAUCUCAUAUACUUAGGAAUGGAUUAAUAAGUCAUUUAUUAUUUCACUUUAUACGGAUGUGAGGAUAAACAUGUGAAUAAAAAUGAGCUGUUUUGCA
Molecule: messenger RNA, 2519 nt
Organism: Cyclopterus lumpus (lumpfish)
Lineage: Eukaryota; Metazoa; Chordata; Actinopteri; Perciformes; Cyclopteridae
Product: interleukin-17 receptor D
Exons: 12
Coding region: 23-1834 (603 amino acids)
Molecular function (GO): protein binding; interleukin-17 receptor activity
Source: RefSeq, a predicted model, not a curated record